AUGGGGAACAGCCGGGGUGUCCUGUUUGUCGCUAGCACGGACUCGUCAUUCGUCUGUGACGAACACAUGUUUAAGAAGAAGACGGCUAAGACAUCAUGUGUGAAAAUAGACACCGAUAAUUCAGUGCUCGACAUGCGGAUCGUGUCGUACGUGCUCGGAUAUAAGAUCGCAACCGACGGCGUAUCGGUGUACCUGUACGGCAUGGCGCAUGACGGAACCACAUACCUUAUCAGCCGCAACCACGGCCUCAAGUGGUUAUCAAUCAACACAGCCCGCUACACGACCGCCACGGGCCAGUCGAGCUGGAAGGCGACCCAGAACGUGCCCUACGUCGCUGACACCGACGCCGCCUACGGCACCGUCAAUACCUACUUCAGUGACACCACCUGGACAGUGACGUAUGAUGGCGUGUCGCAUGCUGGGACACCUGUCUACAGAUGGGGAGAUUUCCUCUAGUCAGUGCGCGUGUGCACUAUGCCUACCAUUACUGGUCUCACCAGGGCAGCACACCUACGAUCACCACGUUAAUUUAAUGAUAGACUACAUUACUUUUUAGCACAUGUAUUGUUCAAAUGGUGAUAGAAGCAUGGUAUAAUUUCUUUUUAGAUUACUAAAACACAAAAUGGCUGCCAUGUUGUAUAUAUGCAAAUGAGGUAGUCCUCUAAUCACAUUAAAUGUUAUCGUAAUAAUUUCUUCAUGCGCUUAAAAAUGUUAAUUAGAAGUAGAUAUAUGCCUAAACAAAUGUAUUUUGAAAUUUUAUGGUGGCCAUUUUGAAAAUAGGGUACCAUGCCCCCUUAAAAGGCCAUAUUCGUUGGGGUCCACCUCUUAUUUUAUUUAGCACAUGUGAUGGCACAUAUGUACCAAAUCUGUUGCUUUUAUCACAAUCUGAACGAUCGACGUGAUUUUUGGUGUUUAGAUCUUGUGCUAUAAAUGGUCUUCUGUGCUUUACAUGGUUAUUUACUUAAUAGACAUGCGAGUGCGUUGCGCUUUGCCUUUCUAAUUUAGAUCAGAUUCACCGUUUAAUCGGUUAAUCGGUUUAGACUGUUGAUGAGUCUAUCCACAUGCAACUAUGUACUUCAUUUAUACCAGCGUAGAUAGUAAAAUAUUUUAAAAGUGCUAUGGUAUGGCGUAAAUUAUGCAUGUAUCGAACUGCCCUAAAUAAUGAGCAAACUGAAACGCUGCUAUAGCAAUGCCAGCACAGUGAAUGCCUGUUAAAGCUUGGAGUAUUAAACUGACUGCUGAGUCAGCUCAUUACUCCAAGGUUAUAGCUACCAAAAACCACAACACUAUUAGUAACAAGAGCUGCUAGAAUUGUUGCCUACACCAUCUAUAUGUGAAAUAACUGGCAGCUUUAUCGAAAAUAAACUGCAGACCUCCGCGCAACAUGUGACUUAUAAUUUCUAGUUUGUUGAGCUCUGUGAAAAAAUUUACAUUACCGAUAACAAAACUGUCGUCCACGCAGUUUAGUUUAUCUGCAUCCUUGCUAUACGACAUUGCGCGUGCGUGCGUGCGUGCGUGUUAGGCAUGCAGACACAUUGAAGACUCUGUCAAACUCACACAGGGUGGGUUCGUGGUGAUCAUCAAAAUAGCAGUUGGUUGAAUGCAAAUAUUUCUCAAUUUCGUGCAAAAUAUAAACACCCAAGGAUGGUGUCACCACUUAAUCUUAGCCGCAACUGUUUCUUCAGUAAACUUGUAACUGGUGUGAAGGACGUAGUAGUCUUCGCAUGCAAUCUCAACUAGAAUAUAGAGUCACGAAUGGCGGGCAAAAUUAUAGAACUGUAUGUAGGCCUAUACUCUGAUGCGCCGAUUAUUUUAAACGUUAACGUAUAUUACAACCGAGGGUAAUGUACUCUCUCGCGCAUAUCACAUUAGAUGCAGUCGUAUUAAUUAAUUUUAUUAAUUUAAUUAAUUUAAUUAAUUUAAUGUUUCAUUAAAAUAAUCCGCAAGAGGCGAGUGCGAUAAGACAAUGCUGUUAUAUGCAUCGUGUGUUUUCGUGCUAACGAUUAGUGUAUAAUGAGUAAUUGUGAUAUAUCCUAGCUGUGAUAUGACGAAUAAUUGAAAACACAUAGACAAGAGAAUACAUCUACUGAUUGAUAGCUAGGAACAUGCAUUUUUAAUUAUUUAUUAUCAGCCACUUAAUUGUCAGACUGUGGUAAAGUUCAUGUAUAUUUAGAAGUGAAUAUUUGAAUAAAGGAAGGGAGCCGUCUCCUCGAAAUUCAAAGUAGCGUUUAGUAUAA
Messenger RNA from Priapulus caudatus, 2237 nucleotides. RefSeq lists its product as uncharacterized. Lineage: Eukaryota; Metazoa; Priapulida; Priapulimorpha; Priapulimorphida; Priapulidae. The record is from RefSeq and is a predicted model, not a curated record. The transcript is spliced from 5 exons. The coding region runs from base 1 to 456 and encodes 151 amino acids.